AAGACAAAUGGAUUCUGUUCCAAUCUGUUUUGAGCAUGAAAUUAUGAACGACAGAAAUGUGACAGCACACUUUCCAAUUGUGUCAUUUAGGACUAGAUUCAGUGCCAGUUUCACCGCAUGUUUUCCCCUGAAUUUUCCAUGACAAGGUGUUUCUUUCCUUUCCUUAGCCUCCAUUUUUAGAGGCAAUAUCUCCAUAGAUUUUUGGUCAUAGUUCCAAAACCCACCAUCAAUUUAUAUUCCUCCUCCAAUACCCCAAAUAUACCCUUUUUCUUUUUCAGUUUUUCUGGACAAUGGGUCUCCCAAGAAACGUGCCCAUGCUCCUGGUUUCAGUUUUUCUCUGUUUUGCUGUUACUAAUACUAUUACUUCUGCUUGCUCUAAUGGGCAAUGCAAGCUCCUGGAUGAAUGUUCAUCUGAUGGAGACUGCCAACCGGGGCUGUCUUGUUUUUCUUGUUCUGAAGCAUUUGAUGGCUCAAGAUGUAUCCGAUCAGCAACUACAAACCAAUUCAAGCUUGUGAACGAUUCUUUACCAUUCAACAAAUAUGCGUUUCUGACGACUCACAAUUCCUUUGCCAACGAAGCAGAACCGCUUCAUACUGGAAUCCGAAUUACCUUUACUAAUCAGGAAGACACUGUAACACAGCAGUUAAAUAAUGGAGUUCGAGCAUUGAUGCUGGAUACAUAUGAUUUUAAAGGAGACAUAUGGCUGUGCCAUUCUUUUGAAGGGAAGUGCCAUGAUUAUACUGCGUUUGGGCUUGCCAUUGACACAUUCAAGGAAGUAGAGGCCUUUUUAUCUGCAAAUCCAUCAGAAAUUGUGACACUGAUCCUAGAAGACUAUGUUGAGACCCCAAAUGGGUUAUCAAAAGUUUUCAAAGAUUCAGGUUUAAUGAAGUAUUGGUUUCCAGUCUCAAGCAUGCCUCAAAAUGGUCAAGAUUGGCCAUUAGUGAAGGAUAUGGUUGCAAACAACCAAAGGCUGGUUGUCUUCACUUCAAAGAAGUCUAAGCAAGAAAGUGAAGGAAUAGCAUAUCAGUGGAACUACAUGGUUGAAAAUCAAUAUGGGGAUGAUGGGGAGCAUACAGGAGAAUGUGGUAACCGGGGAGAGUCAGCACCACUUAAUGACAAAACUAAAUCUCUGGUUUUGGUAAAUCACUUCCACUCAAUUCCAAUCAAAGGGAUGACUUGUGAAGACAAUUCAGCAGUGGUUGUUAGUAUGCUGGAUUCAUGCUAUGGGGCAGCAGGCAGUCGGUGGGCUAACUUUGUCGCAGUUAACUAUUAUAAGAGAAGUGAUGGAGGAGGAGUGUUUCAAGCUGUUGACAAAUUGAAUGGCAAGCUGUUGUGUGGCUGUGAUGACGUCCAUUCAUGCGUGCCCGGAUCAUCAUCAGCAACAUGCUCUCCUUAAGGCAGAUGGACUAUGCAUUUUGUAACAACUUAUCAGAAACUGGAAAUUGUGGUGUGAACUGUAGAAAAGUUGUUGCAUUGAUAGAUGAUGCAGAGGUUUAAAUUUAUAGAUGAGCACCACAGAUAGUGUUUAUACUUUAUGUGCCAAAUUCAUAAGUUGCAUUAUUCAUUAAAAUUCAAGCCUGACAAGGAGGAAUGGUCACUUGUUUAGACAACCA
This is a messenger RNA of Theobroma cacao (cacao), 1614 nucleotides long. Its product is annotated as PI-PLC X domain-containing protein At5g67130-like. Gene Ontology annotation, biological process: lipid metabolic process. Lineage: Eukaryota; Viridiplantae; Streptophyta; Magnoliopsida; Malvales; Malvaceae. Gene Ontology annotation, molecular function: phosphoric diester hydrolase activity. The record is from RefSeq and is a predicted model, not a curated record.